GAGAGAGUGAGUUCACAUUCACAAAUCACAAACACAACCAACCCCAAAAGAAACAAACAAAAACCAAUCCCUAAAGCCUAAAAAUAUGGUUGUAACCAACAACUGCUACAGCAUAUCAUAUGAUGGUGGAGAGAAAAACAGCAUCAUCAAUAUCCCAUUCCCAUCUCAUUCAUUUAUCACCUUUUUAUAUAUAUAUAUAUAUUUUCUUUUUCCAGCCCCUAAUCUAUUAUCUAUGUAUCUAUUCUAUACUAUUCUUCAAUUCAAAAUCAAAUACAAUAAAAACCCAUUCUUUCUUUUUCUAUCACUCUGACCCAUUCCAUUAUUUCUCUCUCUUACACAGACGCCAACAACAACAAAGAAGAAACAUGGAAACUCCACGCAACAAUCCUUUUUAUUUUUUUGUUCUCCAUCAAAAAAAUAAAAUCAAAGAGUCCACACCACUCUUUCUCUCUCAUCAAUGGCCCAGCUGGACCAAAAUUUAUGUUUGAAGAAAGAAAAACAAAAAAGAAACAAUGUUAUGUUAGAUUAGAUUAGAUGUGUUCAAUUGUCCUCCAACCAAACAAAUAAUGUUCCCCGUUUUACCCUUCUGCAAGACCCCAAAAAAUCCCAUCUUCAUCACUGCUCUUUCAUUUUUCACCGAGUUAUGUGGGCUUUUUCGGUUUCUUUCUCUUGGUCAGAGUUUCACAGAAACAAAGAAACCGAGAACCUUCUUAACCCUUUCUUUCUUUUCUCUCUUCCUUUAUUAUUCUUUUCUUUUCUUAUUCUCUCUCUAUUUCUCUCUCUUUCUCUUCCUCUUCCUCUUCCUUCUCUCUAUCUUCUACCUCCAUAGUUUUCUGUUUCUCUUUUCUUCUUUGAUAUGAUGAAGAAGAUGAAGGGUGUUUCUGCUUCCAUGAACCCUCCACCUGAUGUUUACAUGGAUCAUAGAUCCAUGAUGAGGCAUCAGAGUCUCUUGCAAGACUAUGAAGAUUUGAACAAGGAAACAGAAGCCAUGAGAAGGAAAUUGGAGGCUGUUAAGCAGAAAAAGUUGAUACUAUCGGCUGAAGUUCGAUUUUUAAGGCAACGUUACAAGUACUUGCUUAAACAUCCUCUUCCAAAGCCUCAACCUAAUCAAGAAGUUUUAAAGCCUCAGAAGCUCAAAAUCAAAGAGCCUAAGAUUGCAAAGGGAAGGAAUUACAAUAGAAAGGAAUCUACUUUGCGACCUCAUGCCGCUUCUAAAUUGAACCCAAAAGAAAGAGUUUUCAAUGGACGAGCUGUAGAAGACACACUGCAGAAAACUAGCCAUGUGUUUGACUUGAACCAGAACGGUAGGAGCUUGAAUAAAAAAGACGCUUCUUUUCAUAGUUCUGCUGCUCCUGUGCUUGACUCCAACCACAAAGAUAGGGUUCAAAGUGGAAAGGAAGCCGCCAAGAAGAGUGUAACUCCGUUCUUCGAUUUGAACCAGAUUUCGAGAGAAGAGGAGGAAUUGGAGGGAGAUAAUCAGUCCAUGUGGAUUGAAGAACAAAAGAAGAAUGCACAAAGAGUUGUGAAUGAAGAGCAGAUCAAUGAUAUCAAGCUUUCAGUUUGUAGAAACAUUGGAGAAGGAUCAAGUAGGGCGGGGAAAAGGAAGAUUACAUGGCAAGACCAAGUGGCAUUAAGGGUUUGAUCAUAUAAGUAGUACAGUUUGGCUUAACUCCGGCCAAUUUGGAAUGCGUAGCCUUCCGCCAUAUAAUAUGGUAGCAGAUUUUUACCUUCAACAAAACCAUUCUAGUUUUAUGUUUUCAUCUUGUAAAGAUAAAAUAUACUUCCCUAUAGAAUCAUGUCAUCAUAUGUUCAAUAUAUAUAAUAUUAGAUGGAAUGGAGAAUUUAACCCUUGAAAUCAUAUCUUUUCUCUUCAAA
This is a messenger RNA of Medicago truncatula (barrel medic), 1875 nucleotides long. RefSeq lists its product as uncharacterized. The transcript has 4 exons. The coding region runs from base 857 to 1642 and encodes 261 amino acids. The record is from RefSeq and is a predicted model, not a curated record. Lineage: Eukaryota; Viridiplantae; Streptophyta; Magnoliopsida; Fabales; Fabaceae.